Messenger RNA from Orussus abietinus, 1279 nucleotides. Its product is annotated as programmed cell death protein 7. Bases 31 to 1191 code for a protein of 386 amino acids. The record is from RefSeq and is a predicted model, not a curated record. The transcript has 3 exons. NCBI's taxonomy places the organism in Eukaryota, Metazoa, Arthropoda, Insecta, Hymenoptera, Orussidae.
AUACGGUAUAUUCGUUUAUGUCAAUGUACAAUGUAUAGUCAGGGUUCCUCGGAAAUUUCUGGAAUCAACUAUUUUGUACCACAUGUGGAUCAACGAUCCUCGGUAAAUGUGGACAACCAUGGCUCCAUGCAUACUUACAAUGCCAGCUUUCAAGCUAAUUUUAAUCCUGUUUAUGGGUCGAUACACACCUUUAACAAUGAAUCGUUACCAGUUUUAACCAUUGAAUUAAGGGAAAACGACGAAGAAGUACUUGAGAAAUUUGUAGAAGAAAUUGCGUCAACCGAUAAGAUUUCAUAUAAGGACAAGAAAGUUUCACAGUUGAAAAUUUCAGAAGCCAAAACUGCAUUAAUUACAACUCAUCGAUUAUGCAACAAACUAAAAUCAAUUCAUUCCAAGCUUAAAGAUGGUGAAUUAUCAGGAACAGAGUGGAAAGAAAAAUUAAAAGAAUGUAAAGAAAUAAAAGGUACAAUUUCUGAAUUAUUGGAGAAAUUGAAAGAUCCAGAAUUCAACGGCAACCUUGUGAAAGCAUUAAAGAUGCGUAAGAAGAAAAGAUUGAGAGAAAAGCGCAAGAGAGCAAAGAACAAAGUUGAGAAAGCAUUCAUUACUGAACGUAGAGUUCGAUUACAUACUGAAGCUGAUAUGUGGAUUAAGAAUAAACAAGAUAUAAUAGAAAGAGAGAAACAAGAAGAUAAUAUGCGUAAGGAUGCGGAUAUAAUCUUGGCUGAUGUAAGAGGUAAACGAAAUGACGCUAAACGAUUCUUGGGGCUGCUACAAGAAUUACAAAACUUAAGGAAAGUCAAAGCUAAUAUUGCUCGCGCAAGAGGGGAACACUUAUCUUCGGCAGCUGAUGAAACAUUCAGUAACAUUAUAGUGAGAUUGAUCGAACAGUGGACAGCUUUGGAUAGGGACUAUUCUCUUGAAGAGCAAGGUUUGAAAUUAAUGGUAAAGGCAGACAAUGAAUUGAAGAUUGAGAAGCAAACGAGAAGCACUUUCAAAGAAUGGGAACAUGCAAUUUUUGGAAAGAAAUAUCCAUCAUUCGACUUUUCUCAGAAAGAUUUGAAUGCAUUCAUUACAUUAAGGAAGGCAUGGGAUACGUAUGUGAGAUACGACGGAGAAGGGUCACCGAUUCCAGUUGGAUGGAUAAUGCCUGAUGUUCCUUCCAGUGCUGCCUGGCAAAAGUACCUCAAAUAAUAGUGAAAGUUUUGUACCAGUAAGUUAAUGUUAGUCACAGCUUAAUACACUACACAACUUGUGUUAAUAAAGUGAAAUGAUUAUGAUA